AAGCGCGCUUCCGCCAUUGAAAAGCAAGAGAGCACCGAAAGGAACCUCGCGAAGCUGCAGCGAGCGAAGACGAAGGAGAAGAAGGAGGAUCGGAGAAGACGAGAAUGAGCGCGGCGAUCGGCGACGGGACGGCCGUGUGCGUGACCGGCGCGUCCGGUUACAUCGCCUCGUGGCUCGUCAAGCUCCUCUUGCAGCGCGGCUACACCGUCAAAGCCUCCGUUCGCGAUCCCAAUGAUCCGAAGAAGGUUGAACAUUUACUUGCGCUGGAUGGAGCCAAGGAUAGACUUCGGCUGUUCAAGGCAGACUUGCUGGAAGAGGGUUCAUUCGAUCCUAUUGUCGAGGGCUGUGUAGGCGUAUUUCACACUGCCUCUCCCUUUUAUCACGAUGUCAGGGAUCCGCAGGCAGAAUUACUUGAUCCCGCCUUGAAGGGGACUCUUAAUGUUCUGAAGUCAUGUUCCAAAGCACAAUCUGUCAAGCGUGUGGUCUUAACAUCAUCUAUGGUUGCAGUUGCGUUCACUGGACAACCAUUGACAGUUGAUGUUGUAGUUGAUGAAAACUGGUUUUCUGAUCCAGAGUUCUGCAGGAAAACAAACAUGUGGUAUGCACUCUCAAAGACUUUAGCUGAGGAUGCUGCCUGGAAAUUCGUGAAAGAAAAGGGUAUUAAUAUGGUUACAAUCAACCCAGGCUUGGUGAUUGGUCCUCUUUUACAGCCAACACUGAACACGAGUGCUGCAGCGAUUGCAAAUUUGGUAAAUGGAGCGCAAACCUUUCCAAAUGCAAGUACGCGACUGGUGAACGUCAAAGAUGUGGCAGACGCUCAUGUAUUGGCAUUUGAGAACCCGUCAGCCAGCGGAAGAUAUUGUUUAGUUGAGAGAGUCGCACACUACUCUGAGAUCGUGAGGAUUUUACGUGAGCUCUACCCUUCUCUCCAGCUUCCCGAAAAGUGCACCGAUGACAAGCCUUUUGCACCGAGCUAUCAGGUGUCCAAGGACAAAGCGAGGAGCCUGGGGCUGGACUACAUUCCUCUGGAGCAGAGUUUGAAGGAAACCGUUGAAAGCCUGAAGGAGAAGGGACUUGUUAAAUUCUGAUAAUAGAUAUUCCAUCCCAAGUUAGGAAAGAUGCAAACGGGAGGUUCUGCCCUAUUUGCUGUCUUCUCUCAUGUUAGAAAGUGUUUGGUGCAUAUGAACAUCGUGAAGGGAGGAAUCAGAGGAAUUUCCUGAUCAUCUCUACUCCUUUUGAUAAUACGGUAAAAGAAUGUUGCUAAUAUAUGAAUUAGAUGGAAUGAGCAAUAAACAAGAGUCUUCUUAUGAGGUCC
This is a messenger RNA of Eucalyptus grandis, 1315 nucleotides long. Its product is annotated as phenylacetaldehyde reductase-like. The record is from RefSeq and is a predicted model, not a curated record. The transcript is spliced from 6 exons. The coding region runs from base 105 to 1088 and encodes 327 amino acids. Lineage: Eukaryota; Viridiplantae; Streptophyta; Magnoliopsida; Myrtales; Myrtaceae. Gene Ontology annotation, molecular function: oxidoreductase activity, acting on the CH-OH group of donors, NAD or NADP as acceptor.